Molecule: messenger RNA, 2467 nt
Organism: Exophiala oligosperma
Lineage: Eukaryota; Fungi; Ascomycota; Eurotiomycetes; Chaetothyriales; Herpotrichiellaceae
Exons: 2
Coding region: 828-2342 (504 amino acids)
Biological process (GO): regulation of Golgi organization
Cellular component (GO): cytosol
Source: RefSeq, a predicted model, not a curated record
GGUCAGUGACAUACACAGACUUCAUUCCAUCGAGAAGAGGUCAUCAAUGCCUCUGGUGCGUCGUUAGUAGCACCAAUCAUUCCAGGUAAGGCCGGGAGAAAACUGCCAAGAACACAUGAUACCUUCUUUUUGGCCCGGUAACUCUCUCCUUCUGCCGUCUUCCUAUAUCACUCUUCAAGUCCUCUCGAGUCAUGAUACCUAUACGCUGAGGUUAGCUACAUCACGACGCUUCUGAAUCCCACAGUUACACACGGACUAUGUUUCUUUUAGCAUACGCCGCCGCCUGCCGUUCCGACCAUGGAAUCCUCCCCUUUGACCCAGCUGCUUCGUCCUGACUCGUUUGAGCCGAAAAUCGUCCAGCUCUAUCUUCAUUUAUUCACUGCGCUUGCCAACGAGGAUGGGGAUGAAUCCAUACCAACCGAAGGCUUCUGGAGGGAGUUCUUCCUUCUCAAGCCUGACAAGCUGCGACUCUACGACAUCCUCGACCCAAUGACGGCUUUCGACCUGCUCCACAUGCAAGUAUAGUUGGCCUAUUUAUCUCUGGAUUGGAACGUCCUUGUCCUAAUACUGCGGGCAGACCCAGACACAAGCAUUCUUCAGACGAGCCACCAUAGAAGCCUGCUCAAGAGACGAUAGCCGUAAUGAAAACGCUCUCGAGGUAUGCUCUACACUUCUCCUCCCUCAGCACGGGCAAACAACGACGACAUCGAGAUUGACAACUGAAGAAUUUGACUGCAUUUCUAUGCGCCGUAUUCACCAAGAAAUUCCCGAACCCAAACACAGAUGUCAUCGAAGUUCUUGCCGGACUCGACGCCAUCGACCAGACCAUGUCCGAUAUAGUUCAUGGCCUAGAGUCGAUUAUCCGCCAAUCCACGAGUGACACGCUGCGAACAAAAGCAUUAGAGACGACACUUGCAUUGGUCGCAGGAGGUUUCCACACUAGUCUCGUCUCCUACUUUAUGCACAAAGACCUCUUCUCUGCACUGAUGAAGUACGUUCACGAUGUCCACGCAACGCCCUCCGCAGGCUUGAAAGCCUUUGUCAUCGUUGGCGUCCUCUCCAGUUAUAAUAAAUUCGAAUCACAAAACGUCUAUCAGAAUCGAUUAGAGGACUUUGUCAAUGAAGAGACCAUCCGGCUGUUAGUACACAAUUUUACCGACGCCUGCGCAAACAUCCGAAACCAAUACGUCUCAGUCCAAGAGGACCUCCCUGUCCCCUGGAACCUCAACUCGACCUUGGUAAUGGUAGGCCUGCGCCCUCUAUCGUCGGACGCCAAUAAACCUCUCCCACCUACUGAAGAAGAAGCCAAAGUCCUGUUCGGGUCUCUUCCCCAACAAGACGCGGCGUGCAUUUUGUCUCUAUAUUCCUUCGUCCAAGCAAACUCACUCUUCUCCGCGAACCUUCUCAACCUGGCCCCCACGACCAAAGACAGCAAAGAAACACCCUUGUCCACAUUCCUCUCAUCGACAUCGUACAUCUCACACCACGCCUACCGCGGCGCCCGACAGUCGACCUACGCAGUGUUGAGUCUACUCUCGCUCCGAAUAAUAGUCGAAGAUUCCUUGCUUGUCAAGAAGAUAUGUUCGUCCGAUUCGAAAGUCACGAUCCGUCUCUGCCGCCAACGAGCUCCCCACUUACCGCUUGUCACGUCUUCCAGAAUGCCCGCGACCGCCAUCCUCGACAUCUGCACUGACACGCUGAGUCACAACCUCCGCAAACGUCUCGACGUCAACCUCUAUAGUCUCGCCUUGGGCAUCAUCCUCCGCGUCGUGACGCAUCUCGAACAAACCAAGACCCGCCUGCAGCACCACUGGGCGUACAUCUGGGGUUCGUUGAUCUCCCUGAUCCGGUUCCUGACGCAGUACUCGGCCGAUCUCCGACAUCUACGGGGCAUUCGGGAAGAGCUGUGCGGCCCUCUGGCCAACCUUGCGGCCUUCUGCCUGACCAAGGGUGACGGGUUCCUCCCGGACCCCGCGAGUUUCGACGAGCUCUUUUACAAGUUGAUCGAAGCGUACGAUCUACUGCCCAAGUUCAAGCAGGCAUACUGCGACCCAAACAGCACCACCCAAACCACCGACGGCCGCCUGAAGAGGUCGAUAGAGGCGCUGAUUAGCGUGUCGUCGCACUACCACGGCCUCUUGCAGGCGCAGCACGGGAAGAAGACGCACCAGUCCCCCGCGGCCAUUCAAAGGGUCAUCAAGGAAGGCUACGAGACGCUGAACCUGGAAACCGACGAAAACUUUAGCCACUGGGACCGAUGGAGAGAGAGUAACUGGAAAGCCGAGAUCAAGAAAAUGAUCAGAGUCGCUGUUGAGGAUGCCAGGGCAUUAUCGUUGAGGUGAAAAUAAGAGAGCGAUGCCCCCCGUGAUCAACGUUGUUGACAACGAUAGUUUACACGACAUAUUCAGUAGUAGGCAUUUGGAUUCGGGCUAUAUAAAAAUGGAAAUGAACAUGUUUGUGAUCAACA